Molecule: messenger RNA, 2583 nt
Organism: Aspergillus fischeri NRRL 181
Lineage: Eukaryota; Fungi; Ascomycota; Eurotiomycetes; Eurotiales; Aspergillaceae
Product: glycoside hydrolase family 3 protein
Exons: 6
Coding region: 1-2583 (860 amino acids)
Biological process (GO): glucan catabolic process
Molecular function (GO): beta-glucosidase activity
Source: RefSeq, a predicted model, not a curated record
AUGGCGAACAAGGGAAUGGAUAGGUCAUUCAUGACCGCUUCUGCUGAAGAUCUGGUCCAAAGUAUGUCCCUGACGGAGAAGGUGUCGCUUCUUUCCGGCGAAGAUUGGUGGAGGACCACGGCCGUGCCCAGACUCAACAUCCCUUCCAUUAAGCUCACCGAUGGACCCAACGGCGCCCGAGGGCAAUCUUUCUUCAAAAUGACCCCCGCCGUCGUUCUUCCUAAUGCUACCGGCUUGGCCGCUACAUUCUCUCCCACCCUCCCCGCCGAAGCCGCUCGCCUACUGGCCGCCGAGACCAAAGCACGAGGCGCUGUCUGCCUAUUGGCCCCGACCAUUAAUAUCUGCCGAAGUCCUCUUGGAGGGAGGACCUUUGAGUCAUUUGGGGAAGAUCCGACCCUCAGCGGUAUCAUGGCUGCCAAGUAUGUCAAUGCCCUCCAGGAGGAAGGGAUCAGCGCAGCGAUCAAGCACUUCGUCGCCAAUGACCAGGAGCAUGAACGAAUGGGUCAAGACUCCAUCAUUGCUCCCAGAGCGCUUCGCGAGAUUUAUCUUCGGCCAUUUCACAUUGCUCAAGCUUUGGCCAAGCCUUGGUCAUACAUGACCUCGUACAACAAGCUCAACGGCACCCAUUGCUCCGAGCAUGACUGGCUGUUGAGAGGACUUCUCCGAACCGAAUGGGGGUUUGACGGACUCGUCAUGUCCGACUGGAUGGGAACAUAUUCUGUCGCCGAGGCGAUCAACGCUGGGCUUGAUUUGGAGAUGCCUGGGAAGCCCCGAUGGCGUCAACUGCCGCUAGUCCGGCAGUUGGUUAAUGCUCACAAAAUCUCGCCGGCGACAAUCGACGAGCGGGUGAUAGCCAUCUUGAAAUGGGUCCAAAAGCUUGUCGUGCUCAACCCUGACACUGUUUACGGGCGCGAUGACUCGGUAGAAUGGACGCGAACGGAAGACCAGGCGACAGACGCGGCGCUGAUACGGCGUAUCGGCAACGAGGCUACCGUAAUGCUGAAGAACGAAUCGUCAGUGCUCCCUAUCCGACGUGGCAAAGUAGCAGUCAUUGGUCCCAACGCCAAGAAUGCUGUCAUUACAGGCGGCGGCAGUGCGAGGCUUCGACCAGCCUGGUGUGUCACACCAUGGCAGGGAUUAGUUGACAACAGACCUGACGAAGUGGAUUUACGAUACACCCUGGGCUGCAAGGGCUCCAAAUUCCUGCCCGUCUUUGGUGAGGAGUUUACCAGCAUGGAUGGUACCACCCGCGGUUUUGAUAUGCUUCACUACGCUCUUGUCGACGGCAAGCAGGCCAGCCAGCCAGCCGUCUCUGAGGUCUGGACCAACUCAGACAUCAUGCUCGCUGACUUUAGCCACCCAGACCUGGGCGAUGAUUACUUCACCGAGAUCCGAGCCUUGUUCACCGCACCGAUCACCGGUGAUUGGCAAUUCGAGAUCAGCGUCACUGGUCAAGCUUGGGUUUAUAUCGACGACAGACUAUUGGCCGAUUUAUCGAAAGAGCAGAAGCGGACCUCAUCAUUCUUUGGAAACGGCGGCAAUGGUACUGUUAUUACGUUUUCGGUUACUAAAGGCAAGGUCUACAAAUUCCGUCUCUUGCACGACUCCAGAAAACCGCCACUAGCUCCAGGUCAGGACAGCCAGCCAUUGCAGCUCAUUGGCAUGAAACUUGGCUCCUUCCCCGCUAUCAAUGAGGACCAAACGAUAGAUGAGGCCGUAGAGCUCGCCAAAGAGUCUGACAUCGCCUUGUUGGUGGUUGGGUUAGACCAGGAUUGGGAGUCGGAGAGCUAUGAUCGACCAGACUUAUCUCUCCCUCUCCGUAUGAACGACCUCAUCCGUCGCGUCGCGACCGAAGCACCAGACACCAAAAAGGUCGUCAUCUUGCAGACAGGUUCCGCCGUAUCCAUGCCAUGGCUGGAACAUGUCGACGCCGUCUUGUGGCCCUGGUACGGCGGGAACGAGGCUGGAAAUGCCAUCGCUGAUAUCGUAUACGGAACGGUCAACCCUUCCGGACGAUUGCCCAUCACCUUGCCGAAACGGGAGCUCGACAUUGCGGCAAACCUCAACUUUAAGUCGGCACGAACCAAGACCUACUACGAGGAAGGGAUCUGGGUCGGCUACCGUCACUUCAACGCCCGGGGCAUCGAACCCAUGUAUCCGUUCGGUCACGGCCUAUCAUAUACUACCUUUGAUUAUUCUGACCUCACCGUUGCGCCGUCCGCAUCAUCUUCCCCUGACUCAUGGCGCAUCUCUGUUUCUGCCAGAGUCACCAAUACUGGCACAGUACCUGGUGCUCAUUCCGUCCACUUCUACACUAGCCCGCCCCCACCAACAAUGACUUCCCUCACGCAUCCGGAUGUCACUCUGCAAGCGUUCGCAAAGACCGCUGUACUUCUACCCGGUCAGUCCGAGACAGUCACCGUGGAGAUGGACAAAUUCGCUAUCUCCCACUGGGAUGAACUGACAUCGACAUGGCAAGCCGAGCCCGGGCAAUGGCACGUCAAGAUAGGAAGGGAUGCACAAACCAUGUGCAUUGAAGCUCCGUUCAACGUCUCUCCAGGCUUUAAGUGGCACGGGUUAUAG